CCGGCCUUCUUCCAUUGCGCAGGCGCAGAGGGUGCAUCAAGAUGGCGGCCCCCGUGGAUCUGGAGUUGAAGAAGGCCUUCGCAGAGCUUCAAGCCAAAGUUAUUGACACUCAACAGAAAGUGAAGCUUGCAGACAUACAGAUUGAGCAACUGAACAGAACGAAAAAACAUGCACAUCUUACAGAUACAGAAAUUAUGACUUUGGUAGAUGAGACUAACAUGUAUGAAGGCGUAGGAAGAAUGUUUAUUCUUCAAUCCAAGGAGGUAAUUCACAAUCAGCUGUUAGAGAAACAGAAAAUAGCAGAAGAAAAAAUUAAAGAACUAGAACAGAAAAAGUCCUACCUGGAGCGGAGCGUUAAGGAAGCAGAGGACAACAUCCGGGAGAUGCUGAUGGCACGAAGGGCACAGUAGGACCCCUGAGGGAUGCUCCUCCUCCUGACCCUCCCAUUCCUGGCAAGGGCUGAGGGGCCCCUGCAGGGGAGCAGCCCCCUCUGUGCUCUGACGGACAUUUUAUCUGCAUGGCCUAGCACCCCCACAUCUUCUGCAUCAGUCUGCACCCCCUUCAGGGUCCUCCCUGUGUCCUUUUUUUAUCCUGGCUCUGCCACUCCUGCCCAGGCCCCUCCUCUCUCCUGAGUCCUGACUUCCUGGGAGAGAGAAGAGUGGGCCCAUCGCUAAGCACAUCAGUCAGCCAAUCAAAGGCAUCUGUCCCACUGCACUCAGCCUGAGAACAGAGCAGGAGAGGCGGUGGCGGUGGCGGUCUCUGCCUCAGCUGCCUUUCCCUCCACAUUGAAGCCUUUUCCUCCUUGGGGAGUGGGUCCGCCCUCCCCCCUUCCCCUCCUGGACCUGACUCACACACACCCACCCCCCGCACUGGUUCCUCCAGGGCAGCCUGCCUGGAGAUUCCUGUCCCACUUCCUCCCACACAUGGUAACAAAGCUCCCAGUAAGCAGCAGCUUCCAGGCUGUGCUGUUGGACAAUGUCUUAAGAGUGGACACGAAAUCCUCCAGGCUCACGGGUGGCCGCGGUGUGCUGGAGCUGGCUUGUCCUGGCUCAGGAGAGCCAACGAUUCGAUUUUCAGGAAUUCUGUUGCCAGUUGUGAAACAGAACCAUUUCUAAAAAUUAAACUCUGUGAAUUUUCAGAUUAUAUCAAAAGCAAAGAUAAUAAACAUUUGCAACUCAC
Lepus europaeus (European hare) is the source of this 1179-nucleotide messenger RNA. RefSeq names its product prefoldin subunit 1 (gene PFDN1). Gene Ontology annotation, cellular component: prefoldin complex; cytoplasm. The record is from RefSeq and is a predicted model, not a curated record. Gene Ontology annotation, molecular function: protein folding chaperone. The coding region runs from base 42 to 410 and encodes 122 amino acids. Gene Ontology annotation, biological process: protein folding. Lineage: Eukaryota; Metazoa; Chordata; Mammalia; Lagomorpha; Leporidae. The transcript is spliced from 4 exons.